AUGAUCAUGGAUAUUACGAAUCCAACUAACUUCACAAUUGUUCUAUUUUCCUUUACGUUGGUCUUGUCUCUCGCAUUGCUUUCCUUGAGAUCCAAAAAAACAAAGGGUCAGCUUCCUCCGGGGCCACGGGGAUGGCCGAUCAUAGGGAACUUGUUCCACAUGAUCAUGAACCGGCCGGCUCACAUGUGGAUCCACCGUUCCAUGGAAGACAUGCAAACAGAAAUAGCUUGCUUCCGCUUCGCCCGCGUCCACGUCAUCCCCGUAACCUCAAGCGAGAUCGCCAGAGAAGUGUUUAGAAAAAAAGACGAGGCUCUUGCAGACAGAUCAGAGUCGUACUCGAGCAAUCUCAUUAGCCAUGGCUACAAAGAAGUUCUUUUCUCUUCUUACGGAGAGAGUUGGAAGCUGAUGAAGAAAAUGAUGACAACAAAACUAAUGUCUCCGACAAUGUUGAACAAAACCCUUGAUUUUUUUUUCACUAAUAAGGUAUAA
This is a messenger RNA of Eruca vesicaria subsp. sativa (arugula), 489 nucleotides long. The record is from the annotation of a GenBank genome assembly. NCBI's taxonomy places the organism in Eukaryota, Viridiplantae, Streptophyta, Magnoliopsida, Brassicales, Brassicaceae.